Molecule: messenger RNA, 2010 nt
Organism: Cherax quadricarinatus
Lineage: Eukaryota; Metazoa; Arthropoda; Malacostraca; Decapoda; Parastacidae
Product: serine/arginine repetitive matrix protein 2-like
Source: RefSeq, a predicted model, not a curated record
UUUAUUUACGAGAUUACGUUUUCCUUCCUGGGAAAAAAUAUGUAUAUUAAUAACAUUUGUAGUAAUAAAUGUAGAAUAAUGAAGAGUGAAGGAAGAGAGGAAAGAAAAUAUAAAUAACAGAAUGGUGACUUCGAAAUUUGUAGCCAUUUUGACCUUGUAUUGACCUGUUAACUACUGUGUUGAAAAUGACUCGAUGGAACAAUGGCUUCCAUGUGACAUUAACAAGUUUGUCCGGGCGUUACCUAUUUUAGCUGCCGCUCAAGGCCGUUAAUGGAUUGGAAGGAUCGCUAACGUAUUUUAACGGUCGUCAACGGACGUUAACGGCUUUGAAGACUUUCUCACGACUGUGAUCAUGAGGGAACAGCAGCAGCAGCAACAGCAUCGCUCCCAGCUGGGAGGGUACAGUGUCAUGCCCACACAGCUGGGCAGAAGGCACGCCGGAGCCAUGCCCAGAGUGACGGAGAGGAGGCGAUCCAGGAGCCUCUCUAACAGGCAGGCGGCGCUGAAGGGGUGUAGGGGCGCCCCUUGCCGAGCCGACAGCAGCGAGUCCUUCACCUCCACUAAGAAUGCCAUGAAAAGUGCCAUGGGCAGUAACCCUGGCAGCGGGAGCAAAGACAGGGCGUCGGAGGAAAGUCAUGUGAUGGGUGGUGGGCGGCCCACACCCGCUGAAGAACACAGACGGAAACCCAAGUCUCUUCCUCCUCUGGAGCAGAAGCCUCGCAGUCCUCUCAUCUCGGCAAGCCCGCUGGAGCGCGACCUGUCUGCGCGGUUCAUUGGGUCUCCGCCGCCCUCAGGCUUGCGGAGAGACGAUAAUGGAAAUACCUUUGAGGUACGCCGAAGUAGCAUGUCUGCCAGUGAGAGUGGCGAGGAAGAUCGUGUAGUGUACCAGCCUGCCAACCCUGCCCUGGAGCUCUCUCAACCACGCAUCACUCUUCACACAGCACCCAGAAAGGGUUCCCCACCGCCACCCCACGCCAUCGUCAGUGCUGAGAGUGCUGCUAACCUAGCUACCUCCUCCUCCUCCCUAUCCCUUCGGUCUAUGACUUCAGCAGCACCUGACAACAUCCACCAGGCGCUCACUCCACCUCCUAAACUGGUCAGCUACCGGGCUGAAGGUGGAGCAGAGGCGGUACAGGAGUGGGUCCCUGACGAAGAUGGUAUUGGACUGGCGACUCCGCCUCGCAAGAGCUCCUCCCCGUCCAUCCGCGACCUUCCAUCCCCGGUCUUGGGCCGUCAUGGCCUCAACCGUCCUCCUCCACUGGUCCAGACCGCCCGGAGGACCAGAUCAACUAUCAAACUCUCCCCUAUUAACAAGUAGAAGUCCCCCUAUCCUUUCCCUGCCGAUGUGGGCAAACUAUUCUGUAAGGUGGGCUGGAAUUCUUUAGGAUCAGUAGCGAGCUGUUGAAAAGUGUCUUAAUUGUUAUUAACAAAAGUCUAGAUCAAAGUUCGAUCAUCCUUAUGUUGUUUGGAAGGCUCUAUACCAGAGCUCUAUCGUCCGCCUUUUUCCUGGAAGGCUUUGAGAAGAGCUUAAUAGCCCUUACGUUGCCUGGAAGGCUCCACACCAGAGCUAUAGUGUCCUUAUGUUGCCUGGAAAGCUCUAGAUUAGAAUUUUCUUGUUCUUAUGAUGCCUGGAAAGCUCUAGACCAGAGUUCUUCCUUUAAUAUAUUGCCUGGAAUGCUCUAGAGUCUAAACGAAGGCAUUUUUCCCAUCGUGCUGCCUGCUAGGUUUUAAACCAGAGCUUUCCUGUCUACGUGUGUAUAUGUUACCUGUAACGUUCUAUAUUAGAGCUUUUCUCUAUAUAAAUUACCUGGAAGGCUCUGUUUUGGGCACUCUGCCCUCAUAUGUGCUUCUGGGUACCUCAUUAUCGAAUACUAACACCUAGACAUACUGAUCUUCAGUGCAUUUGCUGUGAACACGUGUUUUAAAUUAUGAUGUUAUAAUGUUAUUUUUCUGUAUAUCCUCCCCUGUGGUAUAAACCUUGGUAAUAAAUACCGACAAUUUGAUUUAGAA